CGGUGUAUUCUGGGUAAAGUGUGGCUCCGGAAAGUUUGAAGAGCGCAUGCGUGCGCUGGCUCGCUCCUUUUGGCUCGUCGGCCGUCAGUGAGGCAACAUGGGUCACCAGCAGCUCUACUGGAGUCACCCGCGGAAGUUCGGCCAGGGAUCCCGCUCCUGCCGCGUCUGCUCAAACCGCCACGGUCUGAUCCGCAAAUACGGGCUGAACAUGUGCCGCCAGUGUUUCCGGCAGUACGCGAAGGACAUCGGCUUCAUUAAGUUGGACUAAGCGACCUUGAAUGGAUUCUUCAAGACUCAACCCAGUGGAAAAGAUCAAUGCCAGUCUUUGUACAUAAGAAUAAAAAAAAGUGAAGAUCUUCAA
Molecule: messenger RNA, 361 nt
Organism: Arvicola amphibius (Eurasian water vole)
Lineage: Eukaryota; Metazoa; Chordata; Mammalia; Rodentia; Cricetidae
Gene: Rps29
Product: ribosomal protein S29
Exons: 3
Coding region: 98-268 (56 amino acids)
Biological process (GO): translation
Cellular component (GO): cytosolic small ribosomal subunit; ribosome
Molecular function (GO): structural constituent of ribosome; zinc ion binding
Source: RefSeq, a predicted model, not a curated record